AUGCUGCUAGUAUCGCGUUCUGCGGGACCCAAUGAUAUGACAUGGGAGAACGUCACACCACUUAGUAUGGCAAUUUCCUAUGGCCAUGAAGAGAUCGUACAGCUUCUUCUCCGAGAAGGUGCAGAACCUGAUCUUCCAACUGGUAGUCUCUACAGCUCUCCUUUGCAGGUCGCAGUAGCCCAUGGUAUGUUAAACACUGUACGCAUACUUAUGGCCCAUGGAGCCGAUCCCACUUAUUGCUCCGCCGGAGGUUGGUCAAUACUGCAUUACCUUUAUGACCGUGAUAGCUCGAUUCACGGUUACGAAUUUGCCGCUGUGCUAGGGUAUGAUUUGUUAUUUGAUGAGAUCAAAGAUUCUCAAGGCUGGACGGCGCUUCACAGAUGUGCAGCGUUUGGUACAGCCAAUGAUAUAGGGCUCCUGCACCGCUUAGGUGCUUCCCCAUUUCCUGACCGUUACAUCACGAAUCAAGGAUGGACUCCUGUCCACAUAGCGGCUUUGAUGGACAACACAUCGACUCUGGAGGCAUUGCUUCACCUGGGUACAAGUGCAAUGGGCAUGAGAGAUAUGAUCUCGUUGAAUCUGAGCGUUCCAAACUUCGUCGAUACCCAUGGUUGGACCCCUUUACAUGUCGCAGUAUACCGGAGCGCUUCAUCAACUAUAUCAUACUUGCUUCGAAGAAAGGCUGACCCGCAACAAAGAACAUAUUGUACCGCAGGGUGGUUUCCCCCAGGCUACGAGGGAGAAGCACUUGACACCAUAGACAUUGCAAAGUUGAACGGGGAGAAAAGUCUGUUUCACUAUGUCUACUUGCUGAACGAAGCAGGAUACGAGGUGACGACUGACGGUGAGGAUGUCUUCUGGGAAGCCUACGUAUGA
Messenger RNA from Neoarthrinium moseri, 876 nucleotides. RefSeq lists its product as uncharacterized. Bases 1 to 876 code for a protein of 291 amino acids. Lineage: Eukaryota; Fungi; Ascomycota; Sordariomycetes; Amphisphaeriales; Apiosporaceae. The record is from RefSeq and is a predicted model, not a curated record. The transcript is spliced from 3 exons. Gene Ontology annotation, molecular function: protein binding.